This is a messenger RNA of Symbiodinium natans, 1023 nucleotides long. The record is from the annotation of a GenBank genome assembly. NCBI's taxonomy places the organism in Eukaryota, Dinophyceae, Suessiales, Symbiodiniaceae.
AUGAAGUGUUCGGUUUGGCUAUGCCUUUGCCCAUGCAUCUUGUGGAUAUUGCUACGAAGCAGAGCUCGACCUUCAAAGGAUGUGUCGUUUGUCAGCUGUGCCAAGCUUGACGCCACAGCGCCAAGCACGCAUGUACAUAAGCACGGCUGCACGAUUUCAGUUCGCAACACGGCUCUGGCUGACUGGAACACAUGCGGCGUUGCAAUGUGUGGUGUGUUUGCUGCAUUGAGCUGCCGACGCAGCCUGUCCAACCAUGGUAGUCACCGUUUGCGAUGUGGUGGGCGACCAACUUCAAACACAGUCCGUUUGGCGACUGGCAGUGAUGUUGGUGUGGUGCUUCUUUCGGCGGGAGUUGGCAAGCGCAUGGGUGCCAGCAUACCGAAGCAGUACAUCAAAUUGAUGGGAUUGGAAAUUGCUUUGCACUCACUCGACACAUUCUUGGCUUGCGAUGUUGCUGAAAUUGUGAUUGUUUGUGCGGAAGAUUGGAAGUUUGUGUUCGAAGACCAUCUGAAGAAGAAAGGUCCAGUUGAAGUUGACGUCAAAUUCACAACAGGUGGCGACGAACGACAAGAUUCAGUAAACAACGGUCUUGCCAAGAUCCAGGCCCCCAUCGUAGCCAUACAUGAUGCAGCCCGGCCACUCGUCACGAAGGAUGAGGUGGAGAAAGUGGUGGCAGAUGCCCGGGAACAUGGUGCGGCCUUACUUGCUGUUCGGACCAAAGCCACAAUCAAACAGGCAGUCAGCGAGUCAAAGGCAUUUGUUGAGGGGACUCCUCAACGGAAACUUCUAUGGGAAGCGCACACGCCGCAAGUCAUUCAAAGCGAGUUGUUGCGCAAAGGUUUCGAGAAGGCCGAGAAAGAGGGUUUGGAAGUGACUGAUGAUGUGUCAUUGGUCGAGCAACUGGGUGAGAAAGUCAAGCUGACAGAAGGCGAGUAUACAAACAUCAAGGUGACCACGCCUGAGGACAUUGCAGUUGCAGAGACCAUCUUGAAAGAACGUGGUUUUGUGCCACCAACAGAAUGA